This is a messenger RNA of Gambusia affinis (western mosquitofish), 1603 nucleotides long. RefSeq names its product dynein assembly factor with WDR repeat domains 1 (gene daw1). The transcript is spliced from 13 exons. The record is from RefSeq and is a predicted model, not a curated record. Lineage: Eukaryota; Metazoa; Chordata; Actinopteri; Cyprinodontiformes; Poeciliidae. Gene Ontology annotation, molecular function: protein binding. Bases 67 to 1314 code for a protein of 415 amino acids.
CAUGUGUGAAGCGGAGCACGCGCUUUCGUCGCCAUAGCGACUGUUUGUUGUGGUCUACAGCAGAAGAUGAGACUCAAGCGGUUUCUUCUCAGAUAUUAUCCACCCGGUAUAAUCCUGGAAUAUGAGCGAGGAGGCUAUUUGAGGACCAAAUCCAUCGAUCUUCUGGAUUUGACACCUGAGACAAAUACAGAUGAGCUAGUGUCAGAAAUCAGACAAUCAGAGCCUCUGAUUACAGAGUCCCGGGCCGAACAGGUCAAAGAGUUGGUUCUCCGACUCCAACAAAAACAGGGUCAGCAGGAUCACCACAGGUUCUGUUUCUGCAAGGAGCUGAAGGCACACAUACUGCCUCUGACCAAUAUUGCCUUUAAUAAGUCUGGAUCAAGGUUCAUAACUGGAAGUUAUGACAGAACAUGUAGAGUUUGGGACACCGCCUCUGGCACAGAGCUGCACACACUUGAGGGUCACAGAAACGUUGUAUAUGCAAUCGCAUUCAACAAUCCCUACGGAGACAAGAUUGCCACAGGCUCUUUCGAUAAGACCUGCAAACUGUGGUGUGCGGAGACAGGCAAAUGUUUUCAUACAUUUUGUGGACACAGGGCUGAAAUAGUGUGUCUGGCGUUCAACCCUCAGAGUACACUGGUGGCCACAGGCAGCAUGGAUGCCACCGCGAAGCUGUGGGAUGUGGAAAGUGGGAAGGAGGUGGCCACACUGACAGGCCACACCGUAGAGGUCCUCUCUUUGUGCUUUAACACCGUUGGCAAUCAUCUUGUUACUGGCUCCUUUGAUUACACAGUUGCUAUAUGGGAUGUUGCUUCCAAAAGACGGGUUCACACUUUGAUAGGUCACUUGGGAGAAAUAAGUAAUGUUCAGUUUAACUGGGAUUGUUCUCUCAUAGCCUCUGGUUCCACUGACAAAACCUGUAAGCUGUGGGAUGCGGUCAGUGGGAAAUGUGUGGCCACCCUAGUCGGACAUAGAGAGGAGGUGUUGGAUGUGUGUUUUGAUUUAAGCGGUCAGCUUAUUGCUACAGCUUCUGCUGAUGGUACAGCAAAAAUAUUCAAUGCAGCUACACAUCAGUGUCUGGUGACACUGAAGGGCCACGACAAGGAAAUCUCCAAGAUUUGUUUCAGCCCCCAGGGCAGCAGGGUCCUGACAGCCAGCUCAGACAAGACAGCCCGUCUGUGGGAUGUUCAGUCCGGAGCCUGCCUUCAAAUCCUGGAGGGCCACACAGACGAGAUCUUCUCCUGUGCCUUCAACUAUGAGGGGGACACCAUCAUUACAGGCAGCAAGGAUAACACAUGUCGGAUCUGGUACUGACCCUUCCCACAAAAUGGACAUAAAACUGUCAAAUUGUUCCUAGUACUUUUCCAAGAACAUGAAUGCAUGUUUACAUGUACUAGAACUUAAACUUCUAACGAUACCUAAACUAAUUUUCAAAAACGGUAACAGCAUCACAAAAGGUGCUAUGCAAUCAUAUUAGUGAUUUCUGUGACAUCAGUAACGUUUGUGAUAAUUAAGCAUUUAAAAGAUGUCAAUGUCUUACCACUUCAAGUUCAUAACAAGCAUAGACCCCAGAUAAUUAGUGGUUAACCAAGCUACCGGAAAA